CAUGCACUUGCCCGUAGGUGAUUGGUACUCUACACAACGAUCUGUUUCGUGUAGCUAGCUGUUCUUUCCUUUCAUGAUUUUGCUUCCUGCGGAAAAUCAAAGAGUUAGCUCAGCUCCGAUCACUCUCUCCGAUUAUCUUUCGCUCUUUAGAUUCAUGGUGAAUCGUUUACCGUCACUCUCUCCUCGUAAACCCUAGCUCUCUCCGAAACCCUAACUCGCUGCGUUGGAAACUAAUCGAGCUCGUCCCUCUCCUUUCGGAAGCAUUUCUUUAAUCGGUGUUGCAGAGGCGUUUUGGUUUCUGAUCGGGUUAGCUUUCUGAGGUAAAUAUCCUCUUCUUCGAUUCUUAUAUCUGGAUUUUUAGUUUAUCUUCAUUGCUUCUUUAUUCUUCCGCGUUAUUGGGAAUUUGAUGAUUUAGGGUUUGUUUUACUGGAAUACCUAGCUCUAGCUCGAAUACGUUGGAGAUCCUAUUUCAUGAUUGCAGAUGAUUGUAUCUUUGAUUCACUGUUAUGCCUUCCUUUUUUUGCGUCUGUUUGUGCUGAAAACUCUUUGAUUUUGUUUCCAUUUCUUAAUUGUUUGUGCUGCGGAUUAAUGGUUGAAAUCAACACUAUCUUUCUUUCUUUCAUCCACAACGUUUUCUAGACUAAUCGGCAUGUUUGAUGAAUGAAGCCAAGCAAGUGUUGUUUUAUGUUUAUUUUUCUGUAAUGGCGAUGCGAGGCUGUUCACUGAUUGUAUUUUGCUGUUAGAUAGUAAUCAUCGGUUUCAAUGUUAGAACAGUCUAAGGCUGCAAUGAGUAUUCCUCAGUCGAAAUCUUCAUCAAAUGGAUUUCCACUCAAAAGAGGUGAAACAGAGGAAGUUUUACAUAAGACAAAUACAUCAAAUACAGUAUUCAAUGGGGAAGCUGGAAGCUUGAAGAGGCUUUCACUUGAUCGGUUAGUGUACUUCACAACAUGUAAGAUCGGGCAUCAUGUGGAAGUGCAUCUAAGGAAUGGAUCAGUGUAUACCGGUAUAUUUCAUGCUGCCAAUGUAGAGAAGGAUUUUGGAAUCAUUCUAAAGAUGGCAUGCUUGAUUAAAGACGGUACUUUACGAGGACAUAAAUCCCGUUCCGAAUUUGUCAGGAAGCCGCCUUCCAAGACAUUCAUUAUUCCGGCAGAUGAACUUGUGCAAGUUAUAGCUAAGGAUCUCUCUGUAUCCUCGAACAACAUGUCAAAUGCGGUUCAGGGUGAGAAACCAUCGGAGCUGUUGACAGACUCUUCUAUAUCACAGUCUUAUCAUGUUGAUCGGGAAAGGCAGCUGCAACGCUGGGUACCUGAUGAGACUAUUCCACACGGUGCAGAUUUGGAGAAUGUGUUUGAUAACCCUUGGAAUAGGAAAUGGAAUCAGUUUGAGGUGAAUAAGUCACUGUUUGGAGUAAAAAGCACUUUCGACGAGGACCUCUAUACCACAAGACUUGAGAGAGGUCCUCAGACUAAACAGUUGGAAGAGCAUGCCCAGAAGAUUGCGAGAGAGAUCGAGGCUGAGACUACCCGAGAUAUUCAUGUAGCAGAGGAAAGAGGCCUUCAGCUUAAUGAGAACUUUGAUUUUGACGAGGAAGCCAGAUACUCAUCUGUCCGUCCAGUCACUGGAUUUGGUGAUAGUGGGUUUGAUUUGGAGGACAACGCAUUGCUGGAUACUUGCAACGAUCUGACUUUUGGUGGCUCAUCUACUUCUGAUGGCCAGAAGCCAGCUUCUAGUGGCAAGGGCUGUGAAGAAUUACGGGUAUCGGGUGACAGUCAGUCUUCUCGGAAAAAUAAAAAUGUAGAUCAAAGCUGCUCAACCUCUAAACAGCAAUCCAAAGAUUUUCCUGCCGCAGGCAGCAAUAUCAGUGAGAGCCAGCUAGAUGAGCAAAGAAGAAAGAAUAACGAAGAGGUUUCACACAAUAACAGAUCAGCUGAGGAAUCAACUUCUGGUCAUGGAGAUAUCAAAGAAGGUGCAAAAUCUGGUGGUGGUGCAUCCUCGGUGUCUAAGGCUGUUACUGAGAGAGAAAGAGAAGCCAGUCAAGUUUCUAGUAAAACAAAAUCUGAAAGCUCUUUCGGGCAGUCUGCUUCUAGAAGUUCAGAAAGUCGCCCAGGUCCUUCAACAUCAAGUCGUCCUGGGCUAUCACCGAGCUCGUCAAUUGGUUCUAUGGCCUCAUCAGAAAAGUCCACACUGAAUCCGAAUGCAAAGGAAUUCAAACUCAAUCCAAAGGCUAAGAGUUUCAAACCAUUGCAGUCAGCUGCUGCACCACCUCAAUCUCCAAUCGCAGAUGCCUCAUUCUACUACCCUGGUCCUAGUCAUGUUCCUGUUCAGCAGAUGCCUGGAAUGCCGCCUGUUAAUUACGGACUCCCGCCAUAUCCUGGCAACCAACCACAGAUGAUGUAUCAUCCUCAAGCCUAUUAUCAUCCAAAUGGACAACCUCAGUACCCACAGCAGCAAAUGAUACCUGGUCAGCAGCAGCAGCAAAUGAUACCUGGUCAGCAGCAUCCUAGGCCAGUUUAUUACAUGCAUCCUCCUCCUUACCCGCAGGACAUGCCAUAUCAUAAUAAAGGACGAGAGUAAUAACUACUACUACCCGAUGGUGAUGAUGUUUUUUUUUUUUGUGAAGGAAGUGUACGAACCCCUCUCUGGUUUUAUCCACUCUCCCUUACCCAAUCACUGAAACCAUUUUCUUCUCUUUUUUAGAUUCGCCUACUGAUUUUGGUAUUUCGUGUUGAAAACAAAAAGAAAGAAAAAAAGAAAGAAAAAAAACGAUCUAUCUGAAGUCUGUAGUACUGAGUGCACUCUCUCCUUUUUUUUGGCUGUAUCAGAGAUAUAAAAUUUAGAGUGUAGGUUGCUCUCAUGCGUCUUUUACUUCGUCGUCUGCAUAUUUUUUUGUGUGUGUUGUGCUAAAUUUCUGGGUGAUUUUGUUAUCUAAAAUCCAAAAAGGAUGCGGUUUAGAUGAAAAGAAUAGAAGAGUAACAACGAUUUCAAAGCAGGCAGAACUAGUCAUUUUUG
Molecule: messenger RNA, 3009 nt
Organism: Arabidopsis thaliana (thale cress)
Lineage: Eukaryota; Viridiplantae; Streptophyta; Magnoliopsida; Brassicales; Brassicaceae
Gene: CID4
Product: CTC-interacting domain 4
Exons: 15
Coding region: 763-2574 (603 amino acids)
Molecular function (GO): RNA binding; mRNA binding
Source: RefSeq, marked reviewed